Fomitiporia mediterranea MF3/22 is the source of this 1659-nucleotide messenger RNA. Its product is annotated as Rft-1-domain-containing protein. The record is from RefSeq and is a predicted model, not a curated record. The transcript has 7 exons. Gene Ontology annotation, cellular component: endoplasmic reticulum membrane. Gene Ontology annotation, biological process: dolichol-linked oligosaccharide biosynthetic process; glycolipid translocation. NCBI's taxonomy places the organism in Eukaryota, Fungi, Basidiomycota, Agaricomycetes, Hymenochaetales, Hymenochaetaceae. The coding region runs from base 1 to 1659 and encodes 552 amino acids.
AUGGGCUCGCAGACCGUCACUCCGGAUAAAAAGUCAGAAGAAACUCAGAAUGACCUUGCUAAUAAAGCGCUCGAGACGGCUUCGUCGCUCAUGGGACUCCAGGUGCUCUCGCGACUUGUUACAUUUGCGCUUAAUCAGGCCCUAGUCCGACUGGCUACUCCCGCCGUUUAUGGCACCGUAUCAAUACAACUCGAGCUUUUACUCAACACUAUCUUGUUCCUUAGUAGAGAAGGGUUUAGAAAUGCCCUUCUGAGAGCAGAUGCAGACGGAAACGCUCAAAAGGAACAAUCCCUACAUGUAUCAAAUAUAGCACUCUUGCCGGUCUACUUCGGGAUCCUCGUCUCGUCCCUAACUUCGACUCUCUACUUCUAUUCUGCGUCCGAAGCAACUGCUGAGCAACCGUAUUUUCAUGCCACUGUUAUUCUGUAUACGUGUGCGGCUGUUUUGGAAUUGCUAAGCGAGCCCAUGCACAUAAGGGCUGUCCAGCAGCUAAAUUCUGCGGUGCGCGUCCGCGCAGAGGGCUCCGCAAUCAUACUCAAGAGCGUUGUAACGGUCACCAUUCUCUUAAUCGAUUCGUCGUCCAAGAACUCGGGACGCUUUGCUUUAUUAGCGUUUGCGUUCGGCCAGCUUUCUUUCUCAAUAGCUUUGCUUCUUGUCUAUGUCCCUAAGGUCGGAAAAUCAGUAUCACUCAUCCUCCGGGCUCCAAGGAGCACAAGGCCUGCAUGGCUGACAUCCAAAGUGCAGCACUAUUUUGAUGAGAGAUUACUGGAAGUAUCUUUGGCCAUGACCGCACAAGGUUUCCUGAAGCACAUUCUGACUGAGGGCGACAAGAUAAUUAUAUCGCGAAUCAGCCCUCUGAAAGAUCAAGGCGGGUAUGCUGUAGCAAAUAACUAUGGCGCCCUAAUUGCACGCAUCUUCUUCCAGCCAAUUGAAGAGACAUCCCGCCUCUUCUUUUCGAAGUCCCUUUCGUUAGGGCAUGCUGGAACUCCUGAUAUAGCCUCUCUUCGGACUUCACUCGCACGCCUUGGAUCGCUAUUACUAUUUUACAGCCAUUUCAGUCUUUUUUUAUUGAGUCUCGCCCCACCGUAUCUGACAAUGGUGCUAUCCGUAAUACUUCCGCCAAGGCAAGUUUUUAGGUACUUGGCCACGAGUGCACCUGCCGUGUUAUCUGUUUGGGUGUGGUAUAUUCCUGUGCUCGCGAUAAACGGCAUCCUCGAGGCCUUCGUUUCUAGUGUUGCAACACCAAAGGCCCUGGCCAGGCAGUCCCAAUGGAUGGCUGGUGGUUCCGCGGCAUACAUCCUACUCACAAUUGGCCUGUACCGUUUCGGGGGACUUGGCGAUACGGCCGUCGUAUACGCGAACAUUGCAAAUUUGAGUGCUCGGAUUCUUUACUGCACACAGUUCAUCUCUACACUGGUUCAUAAACGCCCAUACUCGGAGAACGCUAUCAAAAUGUUAUCCUGGAAGGAUGUGCUUCCUCCGUUUUCCGUCAUGUUCGCGUUCGCAGUCGCAGGGGUCGUCACGCGUCUGACUGCCCGAUUGUCCGGGGUCGAGGAUAUCGCAAAGUCCGCGGGACGGGGUGUCCUCAAGUCAAAGCCAUGCAUUCUCCACCUGGGUGUUGGUGCAUCAUGUGGACUUGUCUUGCUCGCAGUAUGGUAG